This is a messenger RNA of Saitoella complicata NRRL Y-17804, 300 nucleotides long. RefSeq lists its product as uncharacterized. NCBI's taxonomy places the organism in Eukaryota, Fungi, Ascomycota, Saitoellomycetes, Saitoellales, Saitoellaceae. Gene Ontology annotation, cellular component: pericentriolar material; mitotic spindle pole; microtubule organizing center. Gene Ontology annotation, molecular function: protein kinase binding; calmodulin binding; gamma-tubulin binding. The record is from RefSeq and is a predicted model, not a curated record. The transcript has a single exon. The annotation marks the transcript as partial. Gene Ontology annotation, biological process: centriole replication; regulation of mitotic cell cycle spindle assembly checkpoint; positive regulation of microtubule polymerization.
AUGCGAAGCAUUCCUCCCCGACGCAACGGCGAUGCUACCGACGCAGCUCAAUACACCUUGAAAGAGCAGGAGAACCUGCUGAGCGAAAUGAAGAAAGAGAACUUCUCGUUGAAGCUCAAAAUCUUUUAUUUGGAAGAACGCAUGCAAAACAUGGCGCCUGAAAACAUUGAUAAGGCGUUGAAGGAGAGUAUUGAGUUCAAGGUUGAGCGAACGACAUUGCAGAGGGAGUUGCAGCGUCACAAGAAAUUCUUGAUGGAGGCGGAGAAGAGUGUGGCCAGACUCCAGGAGGAGGCACGCUCU